This is a messenger RNA of Ricinus communis (castor bean), 1645 nucleotides long. Its product is annotated as F-box protein At5g07610. Gene Ontology annotation, molecular function: protein binding. Lineage: Eukaryota; Viridiplantae; Streptophyta; Magnoliopsida; Malpighiales; Euphorbiaceae. Bases 190 to 1371 code for a protein of 393 amino acids. The transcript has a single exon. The record is from RefSeq and is a predicted model, not a curated record.
UUCCAUAUUUAUCUCUUUCGUUAAUAAUUGUAGUGUCUUUUUGUGCGUAAAUGCCAAUAAAUUACAGUUCUGCAGCUCUCUUGUACUUCCUGACCCCGCCAAAUCCCUACCUUCCCAAUCGAAAUCCACUUAUCCUGAGGAAAAGGAAAGAAACGAAGAGAAAAUAUCAAAUCAAAUCGAUCAAAAGAGAUGGAUUCCUCUUUAUCAGCAGAAAUAAUUGGCAGCAAUGAAGAUCUCAUCACCCAAAUCCUGUUACGGUUACCAGUGAAACCUCUUCUCCGUUUCAAAUCUGUGUCCAAACAAUGGCUCUCUCUCAUUUCCACUCCUCAUUUCUCUUCUCUCCACACCCUCCGCAACCCAAAUCACACAAUCUCUGCCCUCUUCUUGCGCAAUUCUCCUCUCGAAUUCAAAUUCCUCUCUCUCUCUUCUUCUUCUUCUUCUUCUUCCUCUUCUGCUUCACCGCUUUCUUUUGAUCUUUUUCACGGAAUUAAGAUUCUCCAGUCUUGCAAUGGCCUUCUUCUCUGUUCUACUUUACCUAAAAUCGGCCAAAAACGAAACUAUUACAUUUCAAAUCCCACCACCAAACAGAUGUUUACACUCCCUUCCCUUGUUGGCGAUGCAAAUGCAGCAUCACCCACUACUCUAUUUGGACUCAAUUUAGCUUUUGACCCUCUCAAAUCAUGUAACUACAAAGUCAUUUGUGUUCGCUCCACGACCAAUUCAAUAUACCAAUACCAAAUUGAGACAUACCAAUCUGAAAUUGCAGCAUGGAGGCUAUCUGGGUUGCCUUUUGUUGCGCCAUUCGACAUGGUCUUUGAUAAUGGCGUGUUCUGGAAUGGUGCUAUUCAUUGGAUUAGUGCUACAGGGAAUGCUAUAUAUUUCGAUAUGGAUAGAGAGUGUAUUAGUAGUAUGCCAAAACUUCCCUUUUCAUAUGAAUGGGGAAAGAGAAGGUUUAGAUAUUUUGGCGAGUCAGAUGGCCAUCUGCAUCUUAUUGAAAUUUACGGCCUGCGUACUACUCAGUUUAAUGUGUAUGAAAUGGAAAAAGAUUACUCUUUUUGGCGUAUUCGGUAUCGGGUGCAGUUGGAUCAUGUUGUGGCUGCAUUCCCGGAGAUGGUUAGGAGCUAUCUUGAUGCUGGAGAUUCGAAUUACUAUGCUUUUGUUGUGCUUUCUCUUGUUGAAGAAGAUGCUACAGAAGAGUCAUCACUCUUGCUGCAUAUACCAGGUAAAGUCAUUUCUUAUAAUUUGAAGAACAAGACUUUCAAGAAAGUCUGCGAGUUAUCAUAUGGUACUGGUGGAAGUAGAACUAAAGAAUCAUUGCAAUUUGGAUGGCUUGAUGCCUACCAAUAUAUUGAGACAUUGGCUUGUGUUUGAUGAUUAUUAGUAUUUCUUUUUGGGAACUCAAAGCUUGUUUUCUUGAAAUUAUUUGUAAGAUGUGACCCAUAUGAGCAUAUAAGUUUGUUCCUUUUUCACUUGAUCCCUUUAUGUAAAUUUGAGUUGAAAACAAGGGAUUAAGAAACUUUCGUAAUUGCUCUGCAAUUGAAAGAUGAAAAAUUCCUUAUUUAGCUGGCAAUUCAAAGCUCAUAUAAUAAUUGUGUUACAAGGCAUUCCUUGAGGUGGAAUUUCUGUGAUAACCUGGUUCGUGUGC